GCUCAUCGGAAGUUACAUGCAAUCGAAUAUUGAUACUUUCGAUAGAUUCUUCUUCAGCUAUUGGAAUAUGUUGAGUCAUAUGUAUCUCGCUGAUGUGGACUACAACGAUUUUGAGGUAUAUCCAAAUGUUUUCCUCAACUUCGAAACUAUGAUGCGUGAUCCAAUGUGGUACAGCUUCUACAAGAAAGUUGCCGAUGUCUUCUACCGUUUCAAUUAUCAUUUCACACCAUACACACAAGAAGAACUGGUUG
Messenger RNA from Bactrocera oleae (olive fruit fly), 251 nucleotides. NCBI's taxonomy places the organism in Eukaryota, Metazoa, Arthropoda, Insecta, Diptera, Tephritidae. The record is from RefSeq and is a predicted model, not a curated record.